AUGGAGGUUCCAGGGAUCAAUUCAUGUGCCAAAAUAACCACAAGCCACCCGCCAUGCUGUCUACGGAUUUUUAGGGAUAAUUUCUUGCUUGUGGGAACCUAUGAUCUGAAUAAGUCUACUGGGCAUCGCACUGGUUCUAUUGAUGUCUAUGACCGCGAAUUGACAUCAAUAGGAAGUUAUAGCACUUAUGGUGCUAUUUUGGAUUUGAAGCUUUCGCCUCAUCUUGACACAUUAGUGGCAACUGGGCAUUCGACGGGAAAUUUGACUCUCUGGCGUAUACUUGUUACGGCGGAUGGCAUUGAACUGGAGGAGAUUUGCAAUAUCCAAAUUUUCGACCCAGACGUGCUGGUUUCGUCACUACAUUUUUCACCAAACAACUGUGAGUCGAUUCUGGUGACGGGCACGUCUGGUGAGUCUAAGGUUGUUAAUGUGCUACGUGAAGGUGUCACUUUCUCACUGAACGCAGUGACUGAUCACUAUGAUAGCGUGGAUUCAUCAACGUACAAAGUCCAAGGAAAAGACACCUUUGCUGUAGAAGACACAACUCCUGCUUUGACUUCCGGUCACUCAUUGGAAUGCUGGACAGGCGAAUUUGGCUAUUUACAUCCUUUACAAAAUGUCGUAUUCACUGGAGGUGACGAUUCUGUCUUGCAAGCGCAUGAUCUUCGCACAGCGAAUGUUAUCUGGUCUAACGGGAGAAUACAUGGCGCAGGUGUUGUUGCGAUCAAGUCGAGCACGGAGACCUUUCGCGCAAACAAACCAACUAGCAUUUUAACGGGUUCUUACGAUGACAACAUGAGAGAUUUGGACUUGAGAAUGCUCGGCGACGAAAUCUAUCCAGGCGUGAACGUUCCGCCCGCCGGGAAGCGUGAGAAGUGCUUAGGUGGAGGCGUGUGGAGGUUCGCAGAGUCACCUCGAAAUCUCAUCGACCCUUCUGCUAAUGAAUUGCUGGUAUGUUGCAUGUACAACGGCGCCAAAGUGGUCAGAGUAUAUGACGACGAAAUUCAAGAGAUCAGAAAUAUGAAGAAAGGGCAUGAAUCUAUGUGCUACGGUGGAGAUUGGGGCAAAAGAUUCGCAGCGACCUGCUCUUUUUACGACUGUUCCCUACAAUUAUGGGACAUAUGA
This is a messenger RNA of Lachancea mirantina, 1125 nucleotides long. The record is from the annotation of a GenBank genome assembly. Lineage: Eukaryota; Fungi; Ascomycota; Saccharomycetes; Saccharomycetales; Saccharomycetaceae.